This is a messenger RNA of Triticum turgidum subsp. durum (durum wheat), 261 nucleotides long. The record is from the annotation of a GenBank genome assembly. Lineage: Eukaryota; Viridiplantae; Streptophyta; Magnoliopsida; Poales; Poaceae.
AUGAUUAUUUACAAUCUGUAUUCCUGGGAAAUUAGGUUUGGAAUUAGGUAUGGAAAAAGGAGACUAAACGUUGAGAGAACAAAAUGUAUGCAAGAGAUAGUCUGCGACUGCUCGGGGGUCCCAAAAAGAAGUAAUACACGGUCUUGCCGGUGUAGGUGCCCAGCGAUGAUAUGGUUGCUCCGGUCAAAAGACAACAGCUGGUACAUGACAUCCCAUAAUCACUCUCUUACAGAUAAGUCUGGCCAGAAACUAUACUCGUAG